This is a messenger RNA of Symbiodinium pilosum, 589 nucleotides long. The record is from the annotation of a GenBank genome assembly. NCBI's taxonomy places the organism in Eukaryota, Dinophyceae, Suessiales, Symbiodiniaceae.
AUGACCGACAUCACUGGCUACAUCUAUUGCGACAACUAUUUCGAAUUCUAUUUCAAUGGCCAGCUGAUUGCGAAAGACCCGCUGGAUUUCACCCCGCACAACGCCGUCAAGGUCAGUUUCCAAUACAAUGAGACCGAGACCGCUACGAAAACGUAUGCGAUUCUUUGCCAAGACUACGCCAGCUCCAGCGGUUACGAGUACACUCAAACGGAUCGUCCGCAGCUUGGCGACGGCGCUUUGCUGGCAGAGUUCUCCGAUGGGACUAGGACCACAAGUGCUUGGAAGUCUUACGUGGUCACUUUCGGGCCAACGGAUGCAUCGAUUGCCAGCGGCUGCUCAGCAACCAAUCUUGCUGCAUGCGCAGUGCAGGACAACGGCGUGCCUGACAACUGGUAUGCUGUGGACUUCGACGACUCUGCUUGGGCAUCUGCCACAGAGUACACAGCAUCGCAGGCAGGAUGGGGAAAAACGCCCAGCUACUCAAAUGGGCAGUGUGGAACGAUCACGUCGCCCCUCACGAAAGCGACUGCGAGCCCGAGCUCCAUUGCCACCACAGCAGACGAGUGCUUGAACCCGAAGUCAGUUCUUU